Zychaea mexicana is the source of this 1787-nucleotide messenger RNA. RefSeq lists its product as uncharacterized. NCBI's taxonomy places the organism in Eukaryota, Fungi, Mucoromycota, Mucoromycetes, Mucorales, Lichtheimiaceae. The coding region runs from base 413 to 1627 and encodes 404 amino acids. The record is from RefSeq and is a predicted model, not a curated record. The transcript has 9 exons.
AUGGUGGUGCGACGUCCAACCUAUGUGGCGGAUGGACUGGAAUUAUGUGGAUUGGAUCACGAACGAGACAAGUCAGGGAUGCUGUCGUUAUUGGUAAAAAAGGCGGAAUCGAGCAAACGCUACGACAGAAAAUUAAAGUUUCGAGGAUGGAUCAGUUUGAACGAUAUUGAAAUACAUGAUGGCGCAGCUGAGCUACCUACAUCAUUUACGGUAGUGACAAGUGUCACAGAUACAGUCGCUGCCGAUGUUGAUCCUCAAACACGCGAUGCGUUGGAGGGCUAUUUCCUUGAAGAUUCGUUUCGUUUGUUUCAUCUGUCAGGCGAAAAUGACGCAAAACCAAUGAAAUCAUUGAUGCAGGACAAGGAGAAAUUUAUUGAGCAAUUUGGAAAGACUAAAUUCGGUCAUCGUCGAAAUGACGACCAUCUAUUGGAGUUUACACACGGACAAUGGAAGGGACGAUACUUUUUUGCCAACAUUUACCGAUUAUCUUCUUAUCAUCUACUCUCAAACAAAGUAUAGCGAGAUUGCUAUUGCUUACCUUGAAGAUGCUCUAGCGACGUUGAAAUCCGAAUUGAGCAAUUGUUACGCUAUACCACAUAUACUGGGCUUCAUUAUACCCAAUGAUGAGAAAUUUAGAUUUUCGAUAUUAAGCAAGCUGGCCCUUGGUUGUACAUCUGAUGACGAGAAUCCAUGCGCACUCGACUUAUCGGCACAAACUGAAUCAGCGUUUCAAAACUUUCGAGAUCGAUUCCUCGGUAAUCUGUAUGCGUGCGAUAAAGAUUUGAGAGAAGUUGGACGAAUGGCCAGUUCAUUAUCUGGACGAGGACGUCGACAACGUGUUCGUUAUACCGAUACAAAACCAAUGCGCAUGACAUUUCACAAAGAGUUGUCACGACGACGAAGCAUAUCCACAUUUAAACUAUUUGGCAACCUCGGCAACUCGCCCACAGCAUCAGGAGCAGCAGGCGUGUCAGCGACAGGUGCAGGCAUGGCAGCAUCUUCAUCGAGAUUACGACGAAAGAGUUUAUCGAGUGAUGAAUAUAUGCGAGGCGGACUUGUUGAAUCACGGAUAUCAAAUACGUACUCGUCGGCAUCCUCGAGCAACGAAUCACGUUUGUCGGAAGAUGAUACUAUUAUUUCAACGACACCCUCUUUAGCAGCAGCAGGAGGGGAUGAUGUGUAUCGAAGCAAAAGGAGAAGCACGGGGAGUGGAGCUCUGGCAGCAAUUCGAAGAAAAUCCCUGACCGAAACAAUUGCAUCUGCAUACCGACCAAGCAUCCAUCCUUCACCGAGCGCUUCAUACGAGCUUUCGGUGCUGUGUCGAAAACGGAAAGCGCCGAUGGACUUGAAGAACGGAUCAAACAGCUCACAACGACAUUGCAAACCAGUACCCAUAGUAACGGCAGCAAUCGACCGCCAGCACCGCCAAUAUUACGUCCAGAAAGUUCAGAAAGUAACACUUUGUCAAGAACAUAUUUCAGUAGCGGUCAAAGAACGUCAAUGUCGCCUGAACAGUAUGGUAGCGGGUUUACCACGUUACGCAAUAGCAGUCGAGAAACAUUAUCAUCCAUGGGUGGUAGUGGUACCACUACGAGCGGACAAGGAACACCUCUGUCGCAUGAUUUGACGCUUGGAAAGGAUAAAGUACAGGUCGAUGAAAAAAUAUCAGAGUUACUCGCACAUAUCAAGGGGCAAUCACCUGUAUCUACAGCAAGCUCGGAUAGUAGUAGUAGCAGUAGUGUGAGGACGCCAUCACCUGCAGUGACUAUGCCUGACGGUUUGGAAAA